AUGAAUAAUUCGGGUGCACAUCGCACCGAUUUUUCCCGCGGAUUUGUGCAGCAGGUCCGACCUGGCGUCUGUUGGUAUGGUAAUGACGCUGACGCGAUGUCCAAUAAGCAGGCCAUGCGGCAACUUGGUAUCUGUCUUGUGGUAGACUGCUCGAUGCUGCCAGUUAUACCAUAUGCAAGCGGUGAUGUUCCCAGUCGGACGUGCAGACAGCGCGCGGGAAGGGAAAGCUUCGUGACUCGCCUGAACAAUCACCUGGAUAUGGCAUAGAGCUGCACCCGUGUUCCGUUCGCUCUUACGUUUGGGAAAAGUAUUAGGCGUACGUAACAACGCAUGCUGUAGAUUCCCGGUCACGUUGUACGGGGGGGGCUGCAUUUCUUAUCGGGGUGAAGUCGGGAAGGUGAGACUGGCUGUUCGGCGAGGGAGGCCAACCUGUCCCGCAGCCGAUAGCGUGCCAGACUCUGUGGACCUCCACGCGAGGCCACCCUAUUGUUGAAGUCGAUUACCGGCUCCCGAUGUGGGGUAGACGUGAUGGGGAACAAAGCUCGGCAGUGCCGCAGCGACUCGUUCCCGUUGUACGGCGCCGGUAAGGGAAGAGAGACUCUUUAGCCAACAGAACGUACGGAACAGCACAGGCCUGCAGAGCGUGGGGCACCAUUGCGGGAACCACCAGUGGAAGAACCAUGGGCCAGCUUCUGUACAUUCUCUUUUCUACUGUGUGCCUUCAGGCGGUCGCCAUGGCGAGACCGCGUGUAGAUCUACCACCCGUCUUCGGAAACGUGAGUCACACGAGGCAGAAGACGGCUGGAGAUCGGGCAGAGGGCCUGAUGGGGAAGAUUAGGGGCCGGGCCGACCGGGCUGCCUUCCCAGGAGCCAACAGCACCAUGCACAAAUCUCCAGCGUUGAGCCCCACGUGGCUGCGGAACAAGGUGGUAGUCAUCGUGAUCGUCGAGGAACCCCCGUUCAUCAUCAAGAGGGGAGAAGAUGGAAAGGAGGAGUUUGAAGGGUUCUGCAUCGACCUGAUUACAGAGCUAGCUAAGGAAGUAGACUUUGAGUUCCAUUUAUACACGGUGGCUGACGGGAAAUACGGCAAUCAAGAUGCCGACGGCAACUGGAACGGACUGGUCAAGGAUCUCAUGGAGAACAAAGCAGACUUAGCGCUCGCUCCUCUGACAAUCAGCUCCGACAGGGAGAGGGCCAUAGACUUCACCAAGCCGUUCAUGGAGUAUGGAACCGGUCUCCUGAUCAAGAAGCCCCCAUCAGAGGGACGAUACCUCUUUGCCUUCCUCAUGCCUUUCCAGAUCGUGGUGUGGAUCUGUAUCCUGGUGGCGCUCGUUUGCGUGGGAUUCAUGCUAUACGUAACUAGCAGGAUAAGGUACAUGCUGAGGGUGGGAGAACCAUUUGACAAUGAUCGCGCAUUUACAUUGCGGAAUAGCAUCUGGUUCGCCUAUUGGUCACUGGUCAAACGAGAAUCUGUCAAUGGGGAAUCAAAAGAUGGCGGCCAGCCAAGGGUAGUGGAGAUGGGCAUGAAAGAUGCCAAUCAGCCGGUCCAUCCUGCACCCCAAGGGCCGCCCCCCUCCCCUCCCUGCAGGCCCGGGUGUGGGAGUAGUAAGGAACCCCGUUGGGACAGCGACAAGGCCUUCACGCUGUCCAACAGUAUCUGGUUCACGUUCAGUGCGCUGGUGCGAAAAGGUGGCGAGCCUGCCCCGAGGUCGCUCCCCAUCCGGAUCUUGGCGGGUUUCUGGUGGCUGUUUGCCCUGAUCGUGGUCUCCACGUACACCGCAAAUCUCACGGCCUUCCUCACGGUCAAACGGCUCAGCUCCCCGAUCGCCUCCUUGGAAGACCUGGCCAAACAAACUGAAAUAGCCUACGGACUGGAAAAAGACGUGUUUCUGUAUAAUUUCUUUAAAGAACAGGACGGCACCGGUAGUGUGUUCGAGCGCAUGUGGCACAGUAUGAGCGCCGACCCCAACAACUUCGCGACUAGCCUAACGGAGGGGAUAGAGAAGGUUCGCGAUGGGAACUAUGUGUUCAUGGACGACGAGCCGAUCCUGGAGUACCUGGUGGCUAACGACGAGAACUGUGAGCUGAUGUUAGUGGGGAAGCCCUUCCUGUACCGUGGGUACGGGAUAGCCACACAGCGAGACGGACAUUUGUUAGACAAGCUCUCUGUUCAGAUUCUAAAAAUGCAGGAGUCCGGGAGGAUCGGGAUGCUGAGGGACAGGUGGUGGCCUAAGGAGGGCUGCGUCAGCGACCAUUCCCCUGCAGCUAAAGACGCCGUGGCGCUGGGGAUAGACAACGUCCUGGGGGUGUUCUACGUCCUCCUGGGCGGGGCGGGACUAUCCUUCAUCACCGCGGCGGCUGAAAUCAUCUAUCACCGCUGCUGCAGACCCAAACUUCCCAAGGAAAAACAGGAGGAGGAACCUGCCAACAGGAUGCCUCAGACUGUGUCGGAGGAUACUGAGGAGAUACGAGUCACACACGAGAUGCUGAAAUUCCUCAGAUGUAUAGAAAACGGGUCCUUAAAAAUCGUGGCGCGGAACAAUCAGGACGGCUUUGCGCUGCAGCAGCCGAACUGUGUCCUGUCGGACACCAAACUGUGAGGGCCACCAUCAUCACAACAAAGUGCCAAUCAACUCUCCGUGGACCGACACCCAACGUUACUCACCGUUGCGUUGAACUCUGCACCGAUAACAACACUUCUUCAGGGCAUAUGAUAGGAUGUUAGACGGACCAAUGAUUUCUCUGUAGAUAUAUGACGUACGUUCAUGUUUCAUCAUUGUACUAUUAUAAGUACCGCUGCAGUUGCUCCAACUAUUGGCGCAUGUGGAACGCAGCUCUUUUAGAAGCUUGUACCCUAGAAAGGAGGCUACGCUCAAAGCGCUCCCUGUCGAGUUCAUGUGGAAUUGCGCUAACUUUGCAGUGCAUUUUGCCUGAUUUCAAUUAGAUAAGGUCUAUGUAGCUGGGGUUGUAGGUAACCCAGAAAAACUAGGAGAUGCCUCGUAGUAGCACGAGAGAGUGGGCUUUCACCUGAAAACAGUUGGUAAAUUGUGUUUCUUUUUUUAAUUAGGGAGGGACUACAAAAGUUUGUGGGUAGUGGUCAGCAUGUUUUGAAUUGUACAUCUAUACCAAAUCCCUUCCCGUACUGUCCUUCAGCUGUUUCAGUACACGAUACCUAAAGUAAAAACGAGGUUUCUGAAAUUCUGGUGUAAAGUAGAUCUACAUGUAUAUGUAUAUGUAUUAAGUUUCUGGCGAUCUCGUCAACCCUCGUGCUUCUGCGUGCCAACGACUUUCGUGAUGAUUUUGUCGCCCUUUGAUGUGAAGUUCGAUGGAAGUGAUGAUACUAUUACGCUUGCAUGAAAUGCGAAAGAAACGACCCCUAGGGACUGACUCACGUAUGGAUCCUAACCGACCUCGUGUAAUAAAGACUUUACAGGGAGUUAGAAUAAAAGUGGGGAACUUUUCAUAAAUUCUACGCAGGUGAACCAAGUCAUCCACUGGACUGUAUCUAAAUUUUAGAACGAUGACUCGAGUAUGUGACAAUGAUGAUGGCAGAGAUACUGACGAAGUUUAGCCGUUUUAUUUGUAAUCUAAAAGGACGAUAUCGAGGACAUGUGAGCACCAUCUCGUAAUGUAUUACACAAAUCAACCUAGAAGCUGCGAUGUCGGUAAGAAAUGGCCACAACAUCAUCUAAUUCAACAUCCUUGGUCCCCCAUAUUCACAAAAUAUGCAUACUCUACCAGUGAAUACGUAAUUUGAUAUCAAACGUCUCCCGGUACGUUACGGAGGGUAGUGGUGUAUGGAACCUGCAUGGAAAGAUCAAGAUUUAGAAAGAAAUUAUAACUGUUUCGUGCACCAGUUAGACAUAUACUAAUGAUAUAGACACAGUAUAUCCGACCAGUUUCUCUGUUGCUUUAGAUUUUUAUAUCAUAUCGAUAUCAAUAUUGUAGGUGUGACUUAUCAUUGCACAAAUUCUAGAGAAACUUGUGCUAGUUUGUUUGCGGAGUACGAGUUGUUGCAUGUGACAUGUGAUCAAACAUCUGACCAUACAUGGCAUAGACUCUAAAUGUUGACGUCAUAUAUCUCAAUGUUUCUUUUAUGUGAUUGAUUUUGAAAAAAAAUGUGGUUGACACAUUCAUUUGCAUCAAAUGAGGGGGUGCGCUGGCAUCUAAUACAGCACGGGGUAGGGGUGGGGGUGAUUAAGGGGUAGGGGGUAAAGACAAUUCCUGUGAUUGUUCCUACGAUUGUUGGGAAAGAAGAGAGACUUUCUAAGCAAAUGUGUUUAGACUGACUUAUAUGUCGAAGCUUCACACAAGCAUAUUGCUCACCUUGAAGAUAUAGAGGAGAAAUACUGUGCUUCAAUAUCUCCACCCAAGCUGGUACCUCUUUGUUUGCAUGUAGCAGAAGAAGGUGUUAAUGGUGUUUGAAUUAACUGUUAGAUGACUGAUAUACAAGUGUACAUACAGAACAACAGUAGGUCGUAGGUUUUACACGUUUCUCAACACGUUAUUAGGAACUUGUGACUGGAACCUUCUGGAAAGCCUCCGCCGCCGCUAAUUUCCGCCACGUAAACAGCCGGUGCCAUUUGUAACGGUCGAUGUCAUGAACCCGAACGGCACACUUUUGAUAUAGUAUAGAGGGUUAUAGGUUGGGGAUUAACAUUUCUUCCCAGGUUCGUGUUCUAGCUGUUAGACGUUAUCUUUUCAUUUUUUUUACCAUUUCACGAUACUGCCGUACAUUUCUAAUUUUUACUUUACACCACUGUUUGUCUUUUCUCACACCCCCACCACAAAAACAUUACUGAUACGCCCGGAUGUGCCAUUGGCCGGUCAGCGAAAUGCCAUCGACCGUUUCAAAUGGCAACGGCCGUUUCCGCGACAGAAACGCGCGCCGCCCGCCGCUGUAAGCUUCAGCACACCUCUUUGUUGCGAAGCUACAUGCGAGUUUACUGACACACGACAUUAUGAGUUCGAGCUCGCUAUAAUUCUAUAAAGCUUAGGCGAAAACUUGAAUAAAAGAUAAACAAAA
Molecule: messenger RNA, 5026 nt
Organism: Branchiostoma floridae (Florida lancelet)
Lineage: Eukaryota; Metazoa; Chordata; Leptocardii; Amphioxiformes; Branchiostomatidae
Product: glutamate receptor ionotropic, kainate 2-like
Exons: 11
Coding region: 681-2600 (639 amino acids)
Biological process (GO): monoatomic ion transport; modulation of chemical synaptic transmission; synaptic transmission, glutamatergic
Cellular component (GO): postsynaptic membrane; plasma membrane
Molecular function (GO): transmitter-gated monoatomic ion channel activity involved in regulation of postsynaptic membrane potential; glutamate-gated receptor activity
Source: RefSeq, a predicted model, not a curated record